Molecule: messenger RNA, 928 nt
Organism: Priapulus caudatus
Lineage: Eukaryota; Metazoa; Priapulida; Priapulimorpha; Priapulimorphida; Priapulidae
Exons: 3
Source: RefSeq, a predicted model, not a curated record
AUGGGCCGCAAGAAGAAAACAAGAUAUGCGUUUGCAGCAGUGAAGAAGGAUUCUCUCCAGCUCCGAAGAUCAGGCAAGAAGCAAAGACUGGAAACGGUGCAGGAUGCGCAGCCAGGCUGUUCUUCGUGGGAGGACCAACAAAAGUUCACCAUUAGCAGCACUAGCAGCAGCUCCGACGAUUCCAGUGGUGAGGAGUGUAAAGCAGACACCAGAAUUAUGUCUAUGGCCAGCAUAAAUCACAACUUGAAGGAGGCAGCAGUGUGUCGAGUGUGCAAAAAGGGAUCAAUCCAACUGAAGGAACGUGGCCAACGGCAUGGAUUUGGAACACGUUUGGCAUUGUUGUGCAGCAAUAGGAAGUGCAAGAAAACAUAUAAAAUAAAUUCCUCAUCUUUUCAUAGCAGCCGUAAGACAGGCAAACAAUAUGACAUCAAUAAGAAGGUCAUCUUUGCGAUGAGGUGCAUUGGACGCGGCAGACGAGGACUGCUAAAGUUUGCCAGCAUCUGUGAUAUGCCAAAACCUCUGAGCCCAGGACCCUAUAGUAGGUUAAGUAAAGAAAUGGCAACUCGACUAGACGAUGACCUUCUUGAGGAGGUUCUUUUAAAAUCUGCAAUAGAAGUCAAACAAAUGAAAGUUUCAGCCGGUGGUGCUUGCAGCUCAGAGCAAGCCAAAAUUGUUCUACACAAUGAAACGGCGAUGCAAGAGCUGGUUGUCGACAUUGCAGUUCAUGUCAGUCGAUGGCUCAUGGCUGAGGAGAGGGUUUUCCUCGCGGCACGGCCAGACUGUCACCUGAAUCACUUUGGCAGUGCUGGGAGCAUGGAGGCACAGGGUGCCAAAAUCCUGUGGGAGAGAAGCGUCGAGAAAUAUGGUCUCCGCUAUACGACAUUUGUCGGUGAUGGUGACAGCUCUGCAUUCUCAAUGAUAGAGAAGU